This is a messenger RNA of Spinacia oleracea (spinach), 2799 nucleotides long. RefSeq lists its product as uncharacterized. The record is from RefSeq and is a predicted model, not a curated record. Bases 236 to 2500 code for a protein of 754 amino acids. The transcript is spliced from 3 exons. Lineage: Eukaryota; Viridiplantae; Streptophyta; Magnoliopsida; Caryophyllales; Amaranthaceae.
CCCAAUGAGAGAGAAAAAGUAAGGUUGGUCUUUUUCCCGGUCUUUGCUGCUGUAAACACAGCUUGGGAGUGAGUGCUUCUCAUAUAAAAACAACAAACAAUUUCAGACACACAAACACACACAUUCAUAUAUUCACCACUUUACUUUUUUGUACAAGUACAAGUACUUCUCUAAUUCCACCCACAACAAAAAGAAAAUAAAAUUUGAACAAGAAGCAAAAUAGGGAGUAGUAGUUAUGGGUAGAAGAGAAUGGUACCUAAACUGGGGUACCAAGUCCUCCUCCAAGAUAGCAAAGGCAGCCGUAAGCGGCGGCGGCGGAGGUGGUGGUAAUGGUCGUAGUAGUAGUCGAGGAGGGGAUAUUAAACCGACUACGCCACCGGUGGCAACGGUGGCGGCGGCGGCUGCAGUGUCAGCAGGUGGAUGCAUGAAUGCUGUACUUCACCUGUUUGAUUUUCAGCAUUUUCAGCUUUGCUUACAUCCUCAGGAUAGCUCUUUUCUUUCAGAUGACCCCACCCCUCUAAAAGGUUUAGAAGCACCAAGAAACAGUUUGGAGUCGAUAACAGAAGAAGAAAAGGACGAUCAUCAUUAUCAGACGAAGAAGGGUAUUAUUCAGUUAAAAACGAAUCGAAGAGACACAGGGCUAAAACUAGUCCAGGUACCAAGAGGUAAUAAAAUGGAGGAUUUCUCAUCAGAAAGUAGUAGUUGUUCACCUGCAAGUGCAAGAACACCAACCCUUGUAGCUAGACUUAUGGGGUUAGACAUUCUCCCUGAAUCCACCACCACCACUCCAAGAUCAUCUCAUUCUCAAACACCACCAUAUAUACGACCUUCUUCUUCAACCCCACCACCACCCACCUCCACCUCCACCACCACCACCACCACCAGAACAAGGAAAUCUUGUACUACUACUACUAUUACUCAUGGUGUUUCGGGCCUACGGUCUUUACCCGAGACACCAAGACUAUCACCAUCUACGAGGAGGCGGUCUACGUCCACGGAUGUGGUUGAACACCAUAGACUGUCACUCCAGAUCAACAAAGAGAACAGUAUUGUGAAAGAGAUGGAAUUGUCGCGGCCAUCAUGUUCUGCAAUAACUACCAAAAGAAGAGAAGGGAGAAACAAUGAAAAUAAUGAAGAAGUUGCUAAAAGUCCUAGCUAUUAUGCUAGACAGAUCAUGAAACAAGUGAGGGAAACUGUUAGUCGGAGAGUCGGACAUGACAUUACAAAUACAGUCUCUUCUUCUGAUGGAAGAAGAAGAGACGAACAUCUCUUAUCAUCAACAACACAACAAAAAAUGUCAAUAUCAAAAUCCAAAAGAUCCAAAAAAGAACAGUUUCAUCUUUCAUCCUCUUCACCAAAGACUUACAACGACGAGAAUAAGUUUACAACAGCUGUUACUGAAUUCCCUCCUCCGCCGAGGACGGUGGUGACAGUACAGGAAACCACCACCGUAAGAGGAGGAGGAGGUGAUCAGAAGUCUGAUACUGGUAAUAAUAAUAAUAGUAGUAGUAGUAAAAUGAGUAGUAAGAAGCUGCCACCAUUGAAGUCAUAUAACUCGAUAAGGAACAAGAAAGAGGAGCAGUUUGUUCAUCCUUUGACGACGGCGGCGGCGAUGGCGGCGACGAGUAAGAAAUGUAAAAAGACGAUGUUGUCUAGUGAUCUUCUUCAUGGGACAGUUCCUUCAGUUGUCCCCCUCAAGAAGGAUUCUUACUCUCCUACAAAAUUACUUGACAAUCAGGGACUGUCGUCAAAUGCUCAGCCUUCGAAACCCAUCAUCAGCAACAACAACAAUAAUAAUAUCACCACCACCAAUACCACCACGACACGGUUAUCCCGUUAUCCGAGGCAACGGAUAGACGAGAAAAGACAAGAAGAAGCGACACAUGCACCACCCACCGUCCACCACCACCGUUGGCGGAGCAGGAAAGAUGUACGUUCAGGUACAGGAACGGGAAACGGAACCGGAACCGGAACCUCCGUAAUGGAAUUCCAGUACAUCAGUAGAAUACUGAAAUGUACUGGAAUUGACAGAGAUACCCCUGUAUCUUUUAUGAGAUGGUUUUUACCAUCUCACCCUUUAGACCCAUCAAUUUACCACACUUUAGAAGCCACACAUUAUAUUACAACAAGUGACAAGUUUUCCUUCGAACAACAGUCCCACCUUUCGAUUAACAGAAAGCUAAUAUUUCAUCUCGUCGAUGAAAUGUUAGCUAAUAUGUUAAAACCUUAUGUUAAACUCAAAUUACACUAUUAUAAACAAGAUCAACAGAUGAACGGGUUUCAAUUAGUGAAAACUUUGUGCACGAAAAUUCGAGGUUUUCCUAGUGCAGACUGUCAGACACUUCAAGAUAUUGACGCUCUUGUGGAAAAAGAUUUGCCAAGAAUUGGAGGAGUUAGUAGUAAUUUGGUUGCUAAUUACCAAGAUGAAGGUGAGGAUGUUGUAUUAGAGAUUGAACGUCAUAUUAUGGAGUCAUUAAUCAAGGAAAUUUGCUCCAUUUGAUGUUAAUGAAUAAUAAAUGUAAAGAAAAUGUUUGUUUUAAUUAGUUAGUAGAGAUUAAUUUUUCUUGUUUGAUUCAUGUAAAUAUUAGUUAAAGGGGAGGUAAUUACUAAUUAGUGAUUUUGUUAGAUGUUUUUUUUUUAUUAUUAACAUUAUUAUGAAUUUUAUGUAAAUAAUGGCCUAAAAUGUAGUAGUAGUAGUAAGUAAAAAAGGCUCUUUUUAUGAAGCCAAUACUAAUGUAUUUUGUUGGUAGCUCUUGUUAGUAUAUCUUUAACCUUAAUAAAAGUUUGAAUUAAGCUUAA